Trichomonas vaginalis G3 is the source of this 525-nucleotide messenger RNA. RefSeq lists its product as uncharacterized. The coding region runs from base 1 to 525 and encodes 174 amino acids. The record is from RefSeq and is a predicted model, not a curated record. The transcript has a single exon. NCBI's taxonomy places the organism in Eukaryota, Parabasalia, Trichomonadida, Trichomonadidae.
AUGCCCCAGUUGUUUGCUCCGGCAAGGACGAAGACGAAGCCAAGGCCGACCCAGCCGAAGUUGCCGAACUCAAGAAGAAGGUCGACGAUCUCGAAGACAAGCUUAAGGAGCUUGCCGACAAGAAGAAGUCCAGCAGCAGCAGCAGCAGCUCCAGCGACAAGGGCGAAGACAAGGGUGACGAAGAAGAAGUCAUCAGCCCAGCCGCCCAAGCCGCCCUCAAGGCCCUCGAGAACGAAGACACACCAGCUCUUGCAGAGCUUGCCAAGCGCGUUGACGAUCUCGAGAAGAAGCUUGCCGAUACACCAGUUGCCGAGUCCGCCGCCGAGGAUGCCCCAGUUGUUUGCUCCGGCAAGGACGAAGACGAAGCCAAGGCCGACCCAGCCGAAGUUGCCGAACUCAAGAAGAAGGUCGACGAUCUCGAAGACAAGCUUAAGGAGCUUGCCGACAAGAAGAAGUCCAGCAGCAGCAGCAGCGACAACAGCAACGACGAAGAUGAAAUCAGCCCAGCAGCCAAGACCACAUUAA